Molecule: messenger RNA, 2383 nt
Organism: Cuscuta campestris
Lineage: Eukaryota; Viridiplantae; Streptophyta; Magnoliopsida; Solanales; Convolvulaceae
Source: the annotation of a GenBank genome assembly
GUAAUAAGACGCGCCUAAUUCAGCAGGAUAAAAAUUCGCCGGCGCGGCCCACUUUCAACCUCUGACUUGGGAAAGAGGUCAUGGCUGCGCGGUUUCUCUGGCGCGCACAGAAGAAGCUGUUGUUUGGAUCCACCGUCCUUGGUGGCGGAGCUGCUGCCGCGGCUAUUGCCAAUUCCGACGACCCUGCCACCGCACUCAGGCUUUGCGCCACUGUCCCGCGUCGCCUCUUUCGCGAUUCCGUCACCGCGGCUGCCAUAGCUCUAGAUUAUGAGUAUUCGCUCUGGGGACUACCUGAAGGUAGUGCGGAAAGACAAAAAGUCAAGCAUGAAGUUCAUUUGAGAAGUGCACGCAGACUUGAAGAACUUUGUUUUAAAAAUGGAGGAAUUUAUAUAAAACUUGGUCAACAUCUUGGUCAGCUGGAGUACUUAGUACCUGAUGAAUAUGUUCGCAUAAUGAGGGAUUCCAUGCUAAACAGAUGUCCUCAAUCGUCUUAUGAUCAAGUAUGUGAAGUUGUCAGGAAAGAACUUGGAGGAAGACCAGAUGAAAUAUUUAAGGAGUUUGAUCCGGUCCCAAUUGCAAGCGCUUCUCUUGCUCAAGUCCAUGUUGCCCGCACACAUGAUGGGGAAAAAGUUGCUGUGAAGGUUCAACAUACGCACAUGACAGGCACUGCUGCUGCUGAUUAUGCAACUGUGGCAUUAAUUGUGAACACAUUGCAUCGUUUUUUCCCCAAUUUUGAUUACAGGUGGUUGGUUGAUGAAGUCCGUGAAAGUAUACCUAAGGAACUAGAUUUCUUGGUUGAGGCUAAAAACAGCGUAAAAUGUAUGGAUAACUUUCGGAAGCUAUCUCCUCAUAUUGCAAAUUAUGUUUAUGCCCCCAGGGUAUAUUGGACUCUAAGUACCUCAAAGUUGUUAACCAUGGAAUUCAUGGAUGCCGCACAAGUGAAUGAUGUGAAGGUCAUUCAGUCUCUCGCAAUUCGGCCAAUGGAUGUUGCAAAAUUAGUUAGUGAGGUCUUUGCUGAAAUGAUGUUCAAACAUGGAUUUGUGCACUGUGAUCCCCAUGCUGCAAACAUGCUAGUACGCCCCAUGCCAUCUAGCCAAAAGACAUUUUUUGGGAAGAGAAAGCCUCAACUGGUUCUUUUAGACCAUGGCUUAUACAAAGAACUUGAUUUCCCUACAAGAACAAACUAUGCUGCCCUCUGGAAGGCAUUGGUAAACUCUGAUGCCAAAGGUAUUAAGGAAAACAGUAUAAAACUGGGUGCUGGCGAGGAUCUUUAUGCGUUGUUUGCUGGGAUUCUUACAGUGAGACCUUGGAAUAAAGUGGUAGACCCCUCUGUCGAUCAUUUAGUUGUCCAAGGAUCAGAUUAUGCGCGCUCAGAAAUCCAGAUGUAUGCUUCUUCAUAUUUCCCACAAAUUACUGAGCUGCUAAGGAGAUUGCCUCGUGUUAUUCUUUUAAUGCUGAAGACAAAUGACUGUCUACGAGCAGUUAAUAGAGAGCUGACCCAGGGUUCCUCUGUUGAGACAUUUUUCAUUAUUGGGAGAGUUUCGUCUGAGGCAGUUCUGGAAUCAAAGUUGGAGAAAAAUUCACUAUUGUCUCGGAUCAACUUCCGGUUCCGGAAGCUUCUGCUUGAAGCCCGCCUUUGUGGAAUGCAAUUAGCUGUUUGGCUUCUGCAGCUUCGGAAGUUAUUGACAUUAGGGUAUCACUAACCCCACCUUGAGACAUAGUUAUUCUUUAUUCCCAGGUACCUAUUCCUUGAGAGGAGUCUUUCUUUCUAUGGAGAGGACUCACUUAGGUGUCCCCGUUUGACGUUUGUACUUAAUUGAUGGGACCCGUGUUUGAAUUGUUUCGAGUGUAGGUCCCAUCACUUAAGUGCAAAGAAUAAUGCUAAUGUAAAGCCCCACGUAUGACACCAUUAGAGAUAAUCUCGCACAGACAAUAAUUGUUUGUGAGAAAUUAGUCUCUAAGGCGCUAGCAGUGUCAUCCCUGGCGUGGUCAUUAAGAUCUUAAUUAACCAUUGCUCCAUAUUUUGAAGUGAUUUUGGAGUGCGACAAUUCUUCAUUGAUUAGAUGUGUCAAAGGCGCGUCUAUAUUACUAUUUGAAUGCAUUUGUGAGCUCAUAUGAGACUAAAUUUGAACCCUUUUCCCCCAUGAACUUCAUUGAAGAAGGGUAGGGAUUGUAUAUUUUCUUGAGAAUGGAGACAUGAGAAGGAGAAGGGUUUUCCUUGUUAGUACAACAAUAAAGUUCAAGCCAAACAUGAACAGCCCUAUGGGCAUGCAGCUGAGUUUUCUCUCUUUUUUACUUCUUUUUGUAAUAUGUUCCUAAAAUGCUUUGUGUUUUGCUUGAUGAGUUGAUGCUUUGAUGUCUUCCAAUGUUGAAAUAUUUGGGU